AUGUCGCAGCCAACCUACACCCUCGUGUUCGAGCCAAACCCGGCCGCCAAACCCUCCGUCCAGGAGUUCCGUACGCUCCUCGAGAAGGGCAGCGACGCAGACAAGAUCCACACGAUGAAGCGCAUCCUCGUGACGAUGCUCAACGGUGACCUCAUGCCGGACUUGUUGAUGCACAUCAUUCGCUACGUGAUGCCGUCCAAAAGCAAGGAGUUGAAGAAGUUGCUUUACUUCUACUGGGAGAUCGUGCCGAAGACCGGCGCUGACGGCAAGCUCAAACAGGAGAUGAUCCUCGUGUGCAACGCCAUCCAACAUGAUCUCGCGCACCCCAACGAGUACAUCCGCGGAAACACUUUGCGCUUCCUCGCGAAGCUCAAGCAGCCGGACCUCUUGGAACCAUUGGUGCCACAUGUACGCGCAUGUCUCGACCACCGCCACCUGUACGUGCGCAAGAACGCGGUCUUUGCGGUCUACGCCAUCUACCAGGUGUCCGAGCACUUGUUGCCGGAUGCCGACGAGCUCAUUGAGGUGUUCCUUACGGAGGAAACCGAUGCCACGUGCAAGCGCAAUGCGUUUGUGUGUCUCGGGGAUCUUGACCGCGAAAAGGCGUUGGGUUUUGUCCAACAGAAUCUCCAGCGCUUGGCCGCGCUCGAUGCGGCGUUGCAAUUGGCUAUCGUCGACUUUAUCAAGACGGACGCGCCGCGCGCGCCAGCCUUGCGCGCGACCUACGUGCAGAUCAUCCACGCGUUAUUGGAGUCCGCCUCCCACGCCGUCGUUUACGACGCCAGCACCGUCUUGACCGGUUUGUCGUCCAGCACCGUUGACACCGCGACUGCCGCGCGCAACCUCAUCUCGUUGGCCAUCAAGGAGUCCGACAACACCGUCAAGUUGAUCACGUUGGAGCAGGUGGACGAGUUGCGCGCGCGCAACGCAGGCGUGUUGGACGACGCCGCGUUGGACAUCUUGCGUGUGCUUUCUGCGCCGGACGUCGGUGUGCGCCGCAAGGCGCUCGACAUUGUAAUGAAGUUGGUGUCCGCGCGCAACGUUGACGACGUGGUCAAGUUGCUCAAGAAGGAGUUACAGAAAACGGUGGCCUCCAGCGACGAGGACACCGGUGAGUACCGCCAGGUCUUGAUCGGCGCCAUCCACCAGUGCGCGAUCCAGUUCGGCGAGGUCGCCGCGGAUGUCGUCGACCUCCUCUUAGAGUUCAUGGGCGAGUUAAACACCACCGCCGCCAGCGACAUCAUCACGUUUGUCAAGGAAGUGGUUGAGAAGUUCCCGGCCUUGCGCUCAGACAUCAUCCACAAGUUGAUCCGCGCAUCGUGCGGUGUCACCAGCGGCAAAGUUUACCGCAGCACGCUCUGGAUUUUCGGCGAGUACUGCUUGGACGAGAAGGACAUUCAGGCCGCCUGGCGCCACAUCCGCGCGGCCAUUGGCGAGAUCCCGAUCCUUGCCAGUGAAAAGAAAGUCAAAGGUGAGACCGAAGAGGUUAAAACCGAAAGUUCUGGCCCGGUCGUCUUGCCAGACGGCACGUACGCGUCGGAGAAUGCGUUGACGGUGGAAACGAAGCGUGAGACCGCCGUGCCAGCACUCCGCGCGCUCAUCCUCAAGGGCGACUUCUACACCGCCGCGGUGCUUGCCUCGACGUUGGUCAAGUUGGUGUUACGCUUCCAGGCGAGCACUGCAAACGCGGCCGUACUCAAUGCAUUGAAGGCCGAAGCGAUGUUGAUCAUGGUGUCGAUCUUGCGUGUAGGCGAGUCCAGCUACGUUGCCAAGAAGAUCGAUGAAGACUCGGCUGAGCGGAUUCUCGCAGGUAUCCGCUUCCUUACCGAAGAAACGAACGCAAAGUUUGUGGAGACCGUGUUCUUGGAGGACACCAAGCAGGCGUUCCGUGCGCAGGUCGAGGCGGCGGAGGCCAAGAAGGCACAUGCGCGUGCCGAAGCGUUGCACCAGAACGCUGCACAGGUCGACGAUGCGAUUGUCUUCAGGCAGUUCGAGGUUACCGCCGCUGCCACCGAAGAGAUCGUCGCCGCUGAUGCCGCUGAGGAUUUAUCCUCGCGCUUGAGCAAGCUCGUGCAGUUGACCGGGUUCUCAGACCCGGUCUACGCCGAGGCGUAUGUCAAGGUGCACCAGUUCGACGUGGUGUUGGACGUGUUGAUCGUGAACCAGACCACCGCUACGUUGCGCAACCUCACAGUGGAGUUUGCCACGUUGGGUGACUUGAAGGUUGUUGAUAAGCCAACCACCCUGAACGUCGGCCCGCACGGCUUCCACCGUGUGCAGGCCACCGUCAAGGUGACCUCCGCUGACACCGGUGUCAUUUUCGGGAACAUCAUCUACGAUGGGCAGCAUGCGAACGAGGCAACCACUGUCAUCUUGAACGACGUCCAUGUGGAUAUCAUGGACUACAUCAAGCCGGCCACAUGCACAGAGAACGCUUUCCGCACGAUGUGGAACGAGUUCGAGUGGGAGAACAAGAUUACCAUCAAGUCCAGCAUGGCGUCGUUGCACGAGUACCUUGACUCCUUGAUGGCCGGCACCAACAUGGCGUGCUUAACCCCGGGUGCCGUUGUCGGUGAGUGUCAGUUCUUGUCUGCCAACUUGUAUGCGCGUUCGUCCUUUGGCGAAGACGCGUUAGCGAACUUGUGUAUUGAAAAGAAGGCCGAUGGGCCGAUUGUCGGGCACGUCCGGAUUAGAUCCAAGGGCCAAGGCUUAGCGUUGUCUAUGGGCGACAGAAUCGCGUCAAUCUCCAGAAAGGCCAACAAACCGAAGAUCAACGUUGUUUAG
Molecule: messenger RNA, 2784 nt
Organism: Babjeviella inositovora NRRL Y-12698
Lineage: Eukaryota; Fungi; Ascomycota; Pichiomycetes; Serinales
Gene: SEC26
Product: coatomer subunit beta
Exons: 1
Coding region: 1-2784 (927 amino acids)
Biological process (GO): endoplasmic reticulum to Golgi vesicle-mediated transport; intracellular protein transport; intra-Golgi vesicle-mediated transport
Cellular component (GO): cytoplasm; COPI vesicle coat
Molecular function (GO): structural molecule activity
Source: RefSeq, a predicted model, not a curated record